This is a messenger RNA of Hibiscus syriacus, 1302 nucleotides long. RefSeq names its product vinorine synthase-like. The coding region runs from base 1 to 1302 and encodes 433 amino acids. The transcript has a single exon. The record is from RefSeq and is a predicted model, not a curated record. NCBI's taxonomy places the organism in Eukaryota, Viridiplantae, Streptophyta, Magnoliopsida, Malvales, Malvaceae.
AUGUUGAACUUUGAAGUUGACAUUUUUGCAAGAGAAAUCAUCAAACCAUCCUCACCACAAAUCAAAGGCAUGAAACCUUUCAAACUCACCUUCUUUGAUCAACUCACCCCCGCAACUAACGUCACAAAUAUCUUGUUCUACUCCAUCAGUGGAACGAGUUUCACUCCCGCCGUUAUCUUGCAUCAGCUAAAGACCUCACUCUCAGAAACCCUAAACAUCUUAUAUCCAUUUGCUGGUCGGAUCAAAGACAACAUGUUCAUCGACAGCUUCGAUGAAGGCGUUCCGUUUGUAUCGGCUCAAGCCGGUUGUCGGUUGUCCGAGUUCCUCAAGCACCAUGAGGUCAAGUCAUUGAACAAAUUGCUUCCAUGCCCUCCAUUCUCCAAAGAAUUGAAAAAUGAGGUUGUCCCCCUUUUGUGCCAAGCCACCAUUUUCGCUUGUGGUGGGAUAGCCAUAGGGUUCGGCGGUUCUCAUAAGUUGAUUGAUGGGCAAACGUAUUUUAAUUUAUGCAAUGUUUGGAGGACAAUCUGUCGAGGAUCCCAUUAUCGUGAUGUUGGAUUUCAUGGUUUAGCUGAGGGAUCCAAGGUGUUUCCACCUCUAAACGAAGUGCCAGAAAAUUACUUGUCAACGAUGGAGAACUUGUGGUUCCAGGGAUCUCAUAAUUACAUUACAAAGAGAUUCACAUUCGACGCCAAGUCCAUAACCGAACUGAGGGCCAUUGCCAAAGGGGAACUCGAGGCUACACCCUCUCGGGUUCAAGCUUUAUCAGGUUUUAUCUGGAAACAUUUUAUGGCAGCGACGCGGACGAUGUCGGCAUCCUCGAAACCAUCUAUAGCAGUUCAAGCUGUGAACCUUAGGCCAAGAAUGAACCUUCCUUUGUUACAUAAAUCGAUUGGAAACCUCUUCUGGUUUGCAAGUUGCGCUGCAGAUAUCGCUGACGAGACCAGCACUGAGUUAUUCGAGUUGGUCAAGUUGAUGCGAGAAUCCGUGGAAGCUUUCGAUGAUGAAUACUUGAAUUCAUUACAAGGGGAACAAGGGUUUGAAGCCACGGGGGACUUAAUUAACCAGCUGGAAACCCUAUUUUCCCAUGAAAAACCAGACAUGUUGGCCUUCUCAAGCUGGUGUGAUCUCAGACUUUACGAGUUUGAUUUCGGGUGGGGCAAGCCGCAAUGGGUUGCUCCAUUCGGGGAAGUCGCGUCUGAUUUUAGGAACCUUAUUGUUUUUCUACCAACAAAGUGCGGGAAAGGCAUUGAAGCAUGGACAACAUUGGAUGAAAGAAGGAUUUUUGUUGGAGAAAGAUGCUGA